UGGGUUGAGGGAAGAGAAGUGGGAGAAAGGGGGCGGAGAGGGAGGGGAUACCCUACUAUCUCCUAGGGAAUGACUUAGGGGGUUGCAGCUAAACAGUCUCCUGAUUUCUAAGAUGGACAAGCGGGGAAAGAUACUUAGAAAGACAACUUUUCAAAGUCGCCAGGUUAAGGCAGAACGGGACUGGAGGCGUUCCCUAACCGAUACCGGACAGUAGCCCUGAAUGAGAAAUGGGGAAGAAGCCUUGAACUCCAGCUAUGUUUUUGUCCAGAAAAGACCCUUUCUGCCCCUCUCUGCUUUGAUGUUCUGUCCCACUUCUGGCAGGAUUCUUUCCUCCAUUCCACCUUCUUCCUCUUCCCCUCUCCUUUCAACUACUCUCUGGCACCUUUUAAAAAAAAAAAAAAAUAAAGCAAUCUGAUUUCCGUCUUGAGAAAGAUGUCAUUAUCAUGGUUAAAAAAAAAAAAAAAAAAAAAAAAAAAGCUCUAGCAGCCAGAUUGUUUUUUCUGGUGUGUCACUGUAUAUCUGUCUCACUUGUCUCCCCUUUAGGCACUCUACCUGUCUCUCCUCAUGUGCCCGUCCACACAGAAAAAGGCACAUGGCUGAAGGAUGAUUCUUCCAUGACUCUUGAUCUGGACUGAGGCUUCCCUUCUCUCACCAGUGGUCUGCCUCCCCCAGAUCAGUUACAGGCCCAAGUCAAGGGGCAUCCAUCUUACCUCCAUUUCCUUGUCAGGAGGCCUGCAUAGGAUGGCUGGCUGGUUCCGACAGAUCCUCCAUAAGCCCAAAAAACGCCACGUGCGGCCGGACACCAACACCAAGGAUGUGCCAGAGCCACCUUCCCAAAGCAGUUCUCUACCUGAGACUCAGGAAUCUCCCUGGGUUCCCACCCCAAGCCCGGCAGACACAGAGAGCAGGAGCAGUGACUCUCGUUGGAGCAAAACGUACGAUGUGUGUGUGUGCCAUAGUGAGCAAGACCUGAUGCCUGUCCAGGAGCUGGUCUCUUAUCUGGAGGAUGAGCCCAAUGGACUGCGAUGCUUCCUGCAUCUUCGGGACGCGGCCCCAGGUGGUGCCAUUGUGUCAGAACUGUGCCAGGCGAUGGGCAACAGCCACUGCUGUGUACUGUUUAUCACCCCCCAUUUCCUUCAGGACCCCUGGUGCAAGUAUCAAAUGUUACAAGCACUAAGUGAGGCCCCGGGGUCUGAGGGCCACACCAUACCCCUGCUGGCUGGCCUGGCUCGAAGCGAUUACCCCCCUGAGCUCCGAUUCAUGUUCUACGUGGAUGGCAAUGGCCUUGACAACGGAUUUGGAAAGGUCAAGAAGACAGUCUGGCGUUAUAGGGAUGGAGACCCCUUUGGGAAGGGGCCAGGGAGGGACUUCAAGGGUGAAGGACACUGGUCUGCAUGAGAGAAAAGGUACAGAAGGGAAGGGGAGGAAUGUGAUAUUGGGAAUAGUGAAAGAAAAUGGCAGUGACCAGUUUGGAGAAGGGCACCUUAUUUGCAAGGAAACUGAGUCCCAUGACUCUGCUCAAUUUUUUUCCAGAUCUGCAAAAAUUUAGCUGAGAUGUAUAUCCCAUCUUCUCAACACGGAGCCCGGGAUGUCAGAGCAAGACUGGACUUGGAGCUAGAGGGGACACUGAGAGUCUCCCGAAAGCCCUGGUGAAGAGCCAGGCAGGUAUCAUAAAGAUUCGUAACAUCAACAACGUUUUUAUUCUGUCUCUGAGAUAGUCUGUAUAGCUGGCUUCUCCAGUACUCAGGGUUUCCCUUCCCAAGAAUUCAGCUCUGGCCAUGGGAAAUUCAAGUUGCUGCUAAUGUUAACCCCUUAGGGUAUUUCUUAGGCAGAAUGAAUGUUAUUUUGGUUUCUGCCCGAAAGGGAGUCUUGCCUCCACAAUUUUACAUGAAGCCUAUCACAUAUCUGUAUGUUCCUCUCCUCGUAUAUGAAGACAUUUGUGUAACUAUCUCUGCCCAAGAAGAGAGCUAUUGAUCUGCUCCAUCAGACAGAAUACUCUAAAGUCCUCCAGAUAAACUAAUAAAUUCUGACUCAGUUGGAGAAAAUGUAAUUGAUACCAACUCCUCCUUACAUGUAACCCUCCUAUUUUCCCCUGCCUUCUCCAAUCCAUCUUCAUAAAGCUCUUUAAAUAAGAA
Antechinus flavipes (yellow-footed antechinus) is the source of this 2135-nucleotide messenger RNA. It is a transcript of the gene TIRAP, whose product is annotated as TIR domain containing adaptor protein. Gene Ontology annotation, biological process: signal transduction. The transcript has 4 exons. The record is from RefSeq and is a predicted model, not a curated record. NCBI's taxonomy places the organism in Eukaryota, Metazoa, Chordata, Mammalia, Dasyuromorphia, Dasyuridae. The coding region runs from base 742 to 1398 and encodes 218 amino acids.